AUGCCGCAUUUAUUACUUAUGUUCUACUGUAGACAAGUCUCAAAACCAGACCCUAGAAUAAGUAGAUUUUUAUUUAACACUACUGGACCUUUUAAUGUUGUUAGUAUGGAAUGUAACAUG
Messenger RNA from Racocetra persica, 120 nucleotides. The record is from the annotation of a GenBank genome assembly. Lineage: Eukaryota; Fungi; Glomeromycota; Glomeromycetes; Diversisporales; Gigasporaceae.